GCUUGGUUCCUGCUGUCUUGCCAUCAUCCAUGAGUUAGUGUAACAGCUGGAAUUACCACCCUGAAAGAUGGGAAAUGCCUCAGAAACUGCCCUUUUUGUGUCCAGAAUAUCAAAGGAAAAUGACCUCCUCAUGGGAACCACAUAUGCCAUUUUUGGUGUUUUGUCCCUUUUGGGAAACGGAAUGCUACUCUUUGUUGCCUACCGCAAGAAGUCCUCUUUAAAACCAGCAGAGUUCUUUAUCAUCAAUUUGUCUAUCAGUGACCUUGGGAUGACCAUCAGCCUUUUCCCCUUGGCCAUCUCAUCAUCUUUUGCACACAGGUGGCUGUUCAAUGACCUGACCUGCAAGUAUUAUGCAUUUUGUGGAGUACUCUUUGGCUUGUGCAGCCUCACAAACCUCACUGUGCUCUCCAGCGUCUGCUGCCUCAAGGUCUGCUAUCCGCUUUACGGUAACAAGUUCUCGUCGUCCCACGCCCGCAUCCUGGUGGUGGGUGUGUGGUGCUACGCUUUGGUCUUUGCCGCGGGGCCGCUGGCCCAGUGGGGGCACUAUGGCCCUGAGCCGUACGGCACGGCCUGCUGCAUCAACUGGCACGCCCCGAGUAGCGAGAAGUCUGCCAUGAGCUACAUCGUCUCCCUCUUCCUCUUCUGCUAUCUGCUUCCCUGCACCAUCAUCUUCCUCUCCUACAUACUCAUCUUGCUGACCGUCCGUGGCUCCCAGCAGGCAGUCCAGCAACACGUCUCCCCCCAGAACAAAACUGCCAAUGCCCACUCCCUUAUUCUCAAGCUCUCUGUGGCCGUGUGCAUGGGCUUCCUGACGGCGUGGAGCCCCUACGCAGUGGUUGCCAUGUGGGCAGCCUUUGGGGACUCCCAGCGCGUGCCAGCCAUGGCCUUUGCCCUGGCCUCCAUCUUUGCCAAGUCCUCCACCCUCUAUAACCCGCUGGUCUACUUGGUGUUCAAGCCCAACUUUCGCAACUCCCUGUGUCGUGAUGCAGCGUACUGCUGGCGCAUCUGUUCUUGUCUUUGGGGCUGUGAGGCUGGGCUCCCGCGAGGCACCUCCUCGCACCGAGGCGUCAAGGAAGCCAGCAACUCCACACGGCUUUCCAAUGGCCUGGCCGAGAGCCACGGCGCCUGCCGGCACUGCCCUGAGGAAUGGAGCGUCUACCAAGCCGUACCCCAGCGGACAGCUCGCAUCAUCGCAGGCUCCACCCACAGUGAGGUGGCCGUCAGCCAACUCUCCAGUGACCUCCAGAGCGACUUCCUAUAGCUAGAGGAGCUGGCAAACAGGGCUCUGAGGAGAACAGCACUUUUGACAGGGUUCAUAUUGGCAGGGUUAAAGCACUUUGAGCUAA
Molecule: messenger RNA, 1346 nt
Organism: Scleropages formosus (Asian bonytongue)
Lineage: Eukaryota; Metazoa; Chordata; Actinopteri; Osteoglossiformes; Osteoglossidae
Product: opsin-5-like
Exons: 6
Coding region: 68-1261 (397 amino acids)
Biological process (GO): visual perception; G protein-coupled receptor signaling pathway
Cellular component (GO): membrane
Molecular function (GO): G protein-coupled receptor activity
Source: RefSeq, a predicted model, not a curated record